AGGACGCAGCCCACCUCUUCCUCACCGCGCAUGCGUCACCUGUCCGGCGUCUCUAGAAUUGAGCAGGAAACAUGGCGGCUCCUGAGGCGGCGGUUUUGGAAGAGGACGUAGUGGGGGACGUGGUGAGGGCCGGGGUGGGCAGGGGGACAGAGCCGUUACCAGUGGCCCCCGUGGAGUGUCACCCCGGCCCCGCCAACCCCACCGACCCCUCUGUCCCGGCCCUCGUGAGCCCCUACCACACCCACCGCGUGGGGAACCCCGAAGACCUCGUGGAGCUCGCCCAGCAGGUGCAGAAGGCUGAUGAAUUCAUCAGAGCAAAUGCUACCAACAAGCUGAUAGUGAUAGCUGAGCAAAUCCGGCAUUUGCAAACACAGGCCAGGAAGGUAUUGGAAGAGGCUCACAGAGAUGCUGAAUUGCACCAUGCAGCUUGUAAUAUGGUGAAAAAACCUGGAAAUAUUUACUACCUCUAUAAACGGGAGAAUGGACAGCAAUACUUUUCCAUCAUCUCACCAAAGGAAUGGGGGGCAAGUUGUCCACAUGAUUUCCUUGGUGCCUACAAGCUUCAGCACGACCUCUCCUGGACUCCAUUUGACAACAUCGGGAAGCAAGAUGCUGAAAUCAGCAUCAUGGACAAGCUUUUGAGCCAACAGAUGGCCCUACCCCAAUGUACAGAGCCCAAUUUUCAGGGCCUCACUUAGUGACCGUGGACAAUGCCAAAUAGAAUGUGGGCCUGGCUGUUCGUCUCCUUAGCUUCCCUGUGCCCUAUUUUGUGGGAGUUGUGAGAAGUGAGAUAUGAUGUACACAUGAGUACCUUGGAUGGAGAGCUUGUGUGAAUUGAAGUAUAUUUUUCAACUCCAUUUUGGGUUCUACACUCCCUGCUUCAGAGAAUCCCCAACAAAACAAACAUGGGCCAGUAUCCAUUAUUACACAUUACAACUCACCCAGAUGGACAAACUCCAUCACCACAGCUGAACUCAAAACUUUAUAGGAAAGAGAGGAAAUGUCACUUCCUUGAAAAGGUUGUAGACUACUGUUUAUACAGAGAGCAAUCUGUCCUGCCACCUCUUUUUAACUCUUUUAAGUUUAGGAAUGGGACUAGGGCCAAUCGAAGGGCCUGGCUCUUCUAUUUUUGUAAGUGAGUCUACCCUGUUCCAGAGAACUUUAAGCACAAAAUCAUCAUCCAAGUCUCAGGAAUAUGUUACGCAGAAUGGCGAGGUAGAGUAAUGUGGCUGACCAGAGAAGUGAUUCUGGUCUCCUUCAAAGGGCUUGUCUGGUCUGCAUUUUCCCUAGCCCCUCUAGCCCUUCUCGUUUGGCUGGAAAAUUGAGACAAGUGCAAGCCAGAGGAGUGGUGGCACCCCUUUACCUCCUUGCUAAUCAGUGUUUUAGGAUCAUGGAGUUAGAGCUGGAAGGGACCUUCAGAAGUGGUUCAAUACAACCCCCUUUUUUUACAGAUGACAGGGAGAAUGAGAUGUUAAGUGAUUUGCCCAGGAUUCCAUGGCUGUUAAGGGUCUGGGGCAGUACUUGAGCCGACUUCCUCCAUGAAGCCAUACUGCCUCAUGGAUGAAGAUGAUUGAAUUUGUUAGCCAGGUUUGGGGGAAAGGUCCAGGGCUAAACCAUCAUAUCAGUAGCAUGAGUCCAUUUAAAUGAGUCUUUCCAAAUAUCAUGAAAGAGAGAGCUGAAACAAUACAAGGGGACAAGAACUUUGAAGUUCUGUUUUCACAGAACUUAUUUUGCUUUUUUCAUAGAAUUAGAACCUCUAGUCUGACCCUUAUUUUACAGAUGAUGAACCUCCUGACCUACAUCAUGGCCUCAUUGGAUUGAGAGCUUGGAGGGACCUAUGAGAUCAUCUUAGUCCAUCAUCAUUUGUUUAUGGACAUGAGCAAACUAAGGCCGAUAGUUGUUAGGUGGCCAACCCAAUGUCACACAGGUCCCCUGACUUCUAGUCCAGUACUUUUGAUGUUAUACCAAGCUUCUUCUUGAAGUGAUACCAGUAAACAGCAGAGGAAUUCCUGAAGUAGGAGCCAAUUGCCUUUACUUAUCUUCAGUCACAUAGUAUGCAGUCUGAAGUAUGCAAAAACCUAGUGGUGAGGUAGGAUGUUUUUUAUGUGAAUUACCCUACUAAUUGUCCCAGUUAAUUGUUUUGUACAAAAACAAAAAAACAAAACCUGUUUUGCAAAUAGGAUUCUCCUGGAUAGUUUAUAUACCUAGCUUAAAGUCUCCACGAAUCCCUGAUUCAAUUCAUGUUCAUUCAGUAAUUGUUAAGUGCCUACAAAGGGCAUAACACAGAUAAACUUCAGUGCCAUCCUAUGUGCCACGGCUUGCUGUGAAAAGAUGAGGCUUUUUUUAGCAGUAGAUCUGCCAUAACUCCUUGGGGAAUAGCACUUAUAAUCCUAAAGCCAUCAUGGUGUUUAGGGACUUCUUUCCCACUGAGCAGUCUCGGCCAGUGGGUCACACAUGGCCAACCAAAGGUUAGCAUUCCUCUGGGGCUUUUGGUAAAAUAAAGGUACACAAAUCAACAUUAGGAACCAAGGGGAAAGCGUGGGAUAGGAUGAAAAUGUGGACAAGGGGCCAAAGUGGUAGAGAAGAGAUGUUCUUAUUCCUCACUUCCCACUGGAAAAGUAAUGGAUCUAGAUUGAAAUCCCAUUUAAUAGAAUGCCACUGGCAUAGUACUGUGGCUGCUGUUGAUUCUAGGUCUAGAGUCAAAUCUGCUGAAAGGAUUUUUAAAAAAUAGUCCUGUUCAUCAGGAUUAGCUUCUGGAAAUGGGAGUGAAGGCAGACAGUAGGAAGGGGAAGGCAUUUUGUAUCUGAGGAAAUGGAGUGAGUUCCCUCUUUUCAGGCAGCAUACAUGGACUAUUGACUGUCUCCCUGCUCUGAGCACUGCAAGAGGGAAAAUUAAGAGAAUGGCUGGAUUUAAUAUUAUAACAAAUCAUUGCCUGGCUGUACCUGUGUCUGAGUAACCUCUUGGGCCAUUAUAUACACUGUAAGAAUUUGAUCAUAAAAGCAUUCAGAGAACUGUGGUGUUUCCUAAAUGCUGACUGUGCCUAGCGCACUGUCCUGGGCUUUGGGAUAGAUACAGGGAUUCGAUGAAACCUUGCUCUCAUAGAAUUUGUUAUCAAGAAGAGACGUUGAUGAAGUAGACUUUACAGUCAUUUCACUAUUGAUGGGAGGGGAUUCAGAAAAGGAAAGCUUAAGAAAAGGAGCAAUAAAAGUGUGACAGAAGAUGAGUUUUGGACAAAGGCUUCUAAUUUAGGGAUGAUGGACCCUUAGCCAAAGAUGAAAUACAUCUAAAAAGAGCUAAUUAAAAUGGAUUUCUUUGU
Molecule: messenger RNA, 3316 nt
Organism: Dromiciops gliroides (monito del monte)
Lineage: Eukaryota; Metazoa; Chordata; Mammalia; Microbiotheria; Microbiotheriidae
Gene: C3H1orf50
Product: chromosome 3 C1orf50 homolog
Exons: 5
Coding region: 72-698 (208 amino acids)
Source: RefSeq, a predicted model, not a curated record